This is a messenger RNA of Thrips palmi, 6785 nucleotides long. RefSeq names its product serine/threonine-protein phosphatase 4 regulatory subunit 3 (gene flfl). The record is from RefSeq and is a predicted model, not a curated record. Gene Ontology annotation, molecular function: protein phosphatase activator activity. The coding region runs from base 209 to 2572 and encodes 787 amino acids. Gene Ontology annotation, cellular component: nucleoplasm; protein phosphatase 4 complex. Lineage: Eukaryota; Metazoa; Arthropoda; Insecta; Thysanoptera; Thripidae. Gene Ontology annotation, biological process: DNA damage response; protein dephosphorylation. The transcript has 16 exons.
AGAAGACGAAACCUCCCCUAGCCCUAAAAUCGAAGUCCGUAGUGACGUCCGUGUAAACCCCGUGCAGCGUUGUUAUUAAAUCCAAAAUGGCGUAGUAAUAACCCAGAUAUGAAAGUAGAGUCUAAUAUACAAUUUCCAAGAAGAUUUCAACACGUAAUGAAUGGAUUAUGACUUUUAGAUCAAUGUUUGUGCAUAGUUAAACAAGGAGAUGACGGACACUCGUAGGCGCGUAAAACUCUACGCGCUCAAUGCGGAUAGGCAAUGGGAUGACCGUGGGACAGGUCAUGUCUCAUCUUCAUAUGUUGACAGACUUAAAGGAAUUUCGUUACUUGUUAGGGCAGAAUCUGAUGGUUCGCUCCUCCUGGAGUCCAAAAUUCAGCCGGACACUGCCUACCAAAAACAACAGGACACAUUAAUUGUCUGGUCAGAAGGUGAUAAUUUUGACCUUGCCCUCAGUUUUCAAGAGAAGGCAGGCUGUGAUGAAAUCUGGGAAAAAAUCUGUCAGGUUCAGGGGAAAGAUCCUUCCGUUGAAAUAACACAGGACAUAGUAGAAGAAAGUGAAGAUGAGCGGUUCGAUGAAAUGUCUGAUUCUGCUCCUCCAAUUGACCUUCCUCCUUGUGAGCUUAGCAGAUUGGAAGAAAUAAAUGAGGUUGUUAGCAGCUGUCUCACAUCCCCCAUGAGGAAAGAAAAGCUGUCCGUUGCAAUUGAAACGGAAGGGUACAUCCGUAAACUGCUCAAUCUAUUCCAUAUGUGCGAAGAUCUUGAUAACAUUGAGGGGCUGCACUAUUUGUAUGAAGUGUUCAAGAACAUAUUUCUUCUGAACAAGAAUGCUUUGUUUGAAGUUAUGUUUGGAGACGAUUCUAUAUUUGAUGUCGUAGGAUGUCUUGAGUACGAUCCUUCAUCACCUACACCAAAAAAACAUAGAGAGUACCUGAAAGAACUGGCCAGGUUUAAAGAAGUAAUUCCUAUCUCAAAUGCUGAUCUCUUAGCAAAAAUUCACCAAACGUAUAGAGUACAAUACAUUCAAGAUGUAGUGCUCCCAACACCAUCAGUCUUUGAAGACAAUAUGUUUUCAACAUUAUCAAGUUUCAUAUUUUUCAAUAAGGUUGAAAUAGUUACAUUGAUUCAGGAUGAUGAAAAAUUUCUCACUGAGCUUUUUGGCCAUCUUACUGAUGAGUCAACAGAGGAAUCAAAGAGACGUGACUUAGUACUUUUCUUGAAAGAGUUUUGCAACUUUUCUCAAAACCUUCAACCACAGGGAAAAGAAUUAUUCUACAAGACACUCACUUCUCUAGGAAUUCUUUCUGCUUUAGAAAUUACAUUGACUUCCGAUGAUACACAAACAAAGUCAGCAUCAAUAGAUAUUUUAACAUAUAUUGUUGAAUUCAACCCUUCUUUUGUAAGGGACUACACCUUGCAGCAGGCUAAUUCUACAGAUGAGGAUCAAAUGUUGCUGAAUGUUCUCAUAGACCAGAUGAUCUGUGACACUGACUCUGAAUUGGGUGGUGCUGUCCAGCUCAUGGGGGUGUUGAGAAUCCUCCUUGACCCAGAAAAUAUGAUGGCAUCUCUCAAUAAAUCAGAGAAGACAGAUUUCUUGAACUAUUUCUACAAGCACAGUGUCAAUAUAUUGAUUGGUCCUCUUCUUACCAACACUCUUUCAGAUUGGCCUGCUAAAGAAGAUUACCAGACCGUGCAGCUACUAGGACUUAUUCUCGAGUUGCUCUCAUUUUGUGUUGAGCACCACACCUACCACAUAAAGAAUUGCAUUCUUUCAAAAGAUCUACUUAGAAGAAUCCUUGUUCUUAUGAAAUCUACUCACACAUUUUUGGUGCUUUGUUCAUUGAGAUUUAUGAGAAAAAUAAUAGCCCUGAAGGACGAAUUCUACAAUCGUUAUAUCACAAAGGGUAAUCUUUUUGCCCCUGUAAUUGAUGCUUUUAUUAGGAACAAUGGCAGAUACAAUUUAUUGGAUUCUGCAAUUCUUGAGAUGUUUGAGUUCAUCAAACUGGAGGAUAUCAAGACGUUGUGUAUUCAUGUAGUAGAGAAUUUUAGUAAAGUUUUGGAUGAUAUUGACUACGUGCAAACAUUCAAGUCUCUAAAGAUGAGGUACGACCAACACCUUGAUAAGUUAAAGGAUCGAGAUCGGCCGUCCUUAGAUAGUGUGCCCUCAAUUCUGAGAAACAAUCGAUACCGCCGAGACCAGCGGCAGCUGGAAGAGGAGGAAGAAAUGUGGUUUAAUGAAGAAGAAGACUUUGAGGAGGAUUCAGUUGUACCAGGCCCAGAUGCAGAUAUUCUUACCAAAAAAUUGGACUCUGACCUCAAUUCUACUCUUGCUAAACUUGUGGACAAAAAGAACGAGGCGAAUCCGAGCAAACUUACAACCAGCCCAAGCAAGGCUAUGAACAAUAACAUGAGCAUGACUAAUUCAGUAAGCAGCUCCCCUCUAAAUGCUUCUCCUUCAGACAAGUUCAAAAAGGGACUGGUUGACUAUGAAGGAGAUUCUGACGAUGAAGAUGAAGAUGACAGCAAUGGUGAUUUAUUGACUCCUGUACAUAAACGUGCACGUCUCUCAUGAUGGACAUUGUACAUCAUCUGAAACUGAUUUAUGAAAUAGUGUCUGAGUGUGUGUGUGUUUCAGUGCGCUGGCAUGUGCACUCUGCCAUGAGCUGGAUUGUCGAUGAUUCAUGUUUCUGAUUCUUAAUGUAAUGUAAAUUAACAUUAAAUACGAGUUGGAGUGUAACUGCACUGGACCAGUGGCAUUAGAGAAGGAAGUCCUCAAACCUCAAACCAACUGUCUAUGGCGAUGAACUUCAAAGAAGAAUGAGUAAAAUUGUAAACACCGCAAUUUAUUUUGAAUUCUGUUUUGCAAUUUUGACAAAUCAUUGUUAACUACAUAAUCAGAUUUGCUCAAAUUAAUUUAAAAUUCCUUAUUGCCCUCUUGGCAUUGUACUUUUCUUUGCCUGAAAUUGCUGCCUUCUGGAUUGUUUUUUAAAAUGAAGCUCUUUUAAACAUAAUUGGACUUGUUGGUUGUGAAACAUUUCCUAUCACUCCAAUCACCUCUAUUCUCAGAACCUGUUACCCAUUUAUAAUAUUCCCUCGGUCUGUUCACCUAGUGUGCCAGUGAUAGAAUAUGGUGUGAUUUAAGGUGGAUUGGCAUUUGAUGAGUUGGGAGGAGUGAGGGAAACCAUCAGAUUUCCCUGUUAAAAUGACCCACACAUCAGUCCAUCAGUUAGCUCAUUCAGAGGCACAUCUAUGAAGUGCAUGCUUUAUUUUGCUUGUACGACAUGUUCAGAAGUUCUGAUUGUUUCCCAGGACAGAGGCACUGGAAAAAGUAACUCCUAGCAACUUAAAUGUAGAUGUCAAGGAACAGAAGACUGGUUUGUGUACUGUAGAUUCACCUUUCACCAAUUAAUUUUCUGCUAUUGACAGCCUCUGGUUUUGCUUAAAACCAGAAGCUUCCUAGGUGAUGCGUGCUUGUUUCGUAUACUGUAUUACAAAGUAUCCUGUUAAUUCACUUGUAUUUAGUUCUUUCUGUCUUUUGUAUAUUACAUACUGUUAAUUGAAUAGGAUCAUGCUUAUUUUUAUAAAUGUUUAAUGUUAUUAGCUGUUGGUGAGUGAACCAAACCUACAUGGAAUAAUCAUUCCAAAGUUGAUUAUACCAAUGUUGCCAAUGGUGGCAUUUUGAAGACUUAUUAUGAAAGUCAUCUUUCUGAAUGGAGUUGUUUACUUCCCUUUCUUUCGUUUACAGCCAUUUGGAGUUCAAAUUAGACGUUCAUUUAUCGUAUAUUUGUGAAGUAAGACUACCUGUGGCCCAACUCCAAUUUUUAAUGAACUCUAAUUGGUAGUCAAGUUCUGACUUUCAAGUGGCCGUAAAUUUAUGCCUGUAUGGUACUUUCAUAAUGAAGUUGUUCUUACUUUUUUCACUUACAGCCUCUCAUUUCUUGUCUGGGUUUCCUUUCUUGAAGAUUGUCAUGAAAAUCAAAGCUUCAGUUGAGAUCCUCAUCUUUCAUGGGGCUCUUUAGUGAUAAUGUGGCUUUUGAUCCAUGAUCAGUUUUUCAAUGUAAUUGGAUUUUACACCUUCUGCAAGUGAAUUACAGCCUACAAGUAUGGUAUACCCUGUGCCCACGCUUAUUCAGGCACCCAGUACAGAUAUUAUUUGUGGGACUGAUUUGGUAUGUUCGGAAAAAAAACACUUGCUUUUCGUUUUUUCCUCAAAAAAAAUUUAUUUUGCAUGUAUUUGGUAUUUUUUUGUCAUCAUCUAUGACAUGCUCUGGCGCCUGUCCACGUUGACCUUUCAUUUUUCAUUAGUAUUUCCUUAAGGUCCUUAAAGUUUAUUGACAAGCCUCUUUUUGUGGGCCACAAUUUUAUUUUAUCUUUCUAUUCAAUUAAUUGUAUCUUUACAGACUUGUUAUAUCGGUCUGUUAUUUGGCUCCUUGAAUUUUAUUUUUUUAAAGGACCUGUAGAUUUUCCAUUUUUAUUAUUUAUUUAUUUAAAGCAUGUAUUUCUCUUUGUUACUUGUGAAAUAUGUUUCAUUUUGUUUCCUUUGUUUAAGUUUUUGUCAACAUGCCACAGCAGUCUUGCAUUAAAGUGUGCCAAAAUCAUGGAGUCCAGUACAAAUGCCUGAAUAAGCUGUUGGAAGUGGAUUUUGUGCAAUCAGCAGCUUGUACAUGUACUUUGUCAUUAUUUUGUACAGCUGUGGAAGGUCAAGGUAUUCAAUUCACCCCAGAGUGACUGCUGUCAUGCUGUACAAAGUUUUCAUGACCUGCGAAAGUUUAAAUGUGAUGGUGUCAAGGAAGUUGAGGUAUUUUAUUCUAAUUGUAACAAUUUGGAGCAACCCUUUAUGAUUCGUUUGGUGUAUAUAGUAUGAACAAGUCUCAACUCAUUUGUAUAGUUUUUAGAAUGCACACAGCUGUACAAAGUGAUAAGUUAAGGGUGUCUGCAGGAAUGAAGCAAUUUUAAAGUUUACGACUGCUCCUACUACAAAUGUGCAAAUUUAUUUUGCCUCUUUUUAAAAAAGGAAUUGAAACAAUUAUUUAAUUUAUUUGUUUUGUUUUAUGAAAGUAGCUCUCUUACCUCUCUUUUCUCCUCAUUUUGAUGUAGCUCAGAGCUCUAUAUUAUCAAAUAUGCCUAAAAUCUUCACUUUAGAUGUUAAUUAGUCCUUUUUUUUUUAAAUGAAAUCAGGAUUUUGUUUCAUUUUUCCACUUUGUAGACACCCUGUACAGGCAUUGAAGGCUCUCCAUCUGGGUUGUGCUGUGUUGUGUGAAUGUUUUAGUGUAAUAAUAAUAAAACUAACUUAUAAGUGAAAAGUUGAUGUUAUUCUUUUUUUAUAGUAGAAAUGACAUUACAUGUGUUGGCCAGAUUGUUUCUAACCUGUUUCCUGCAUAUCAACAGGUGUUCGAAUCAAAUUUCCUUCUGUCUUACCAUGCUAUCUGAUGUUAUUUCAUCAUUUGAGUCUGGAUGUUAAGGUUAAUGGAAUAUUCUUUCAGGCUCUUGCAUCUUAUAGUUUGACAAUUCUUUAUUGUGUUCAGCCUUGGUUAGUUUUCAGGUAUUUUACGAUUGGUCCUUGAAUGUAAGGGAGAACGCUAUAUUUUCUUGAGAAGGAUUCGGGGUAGAAGUUGUCCUUUAUUUUGGAAGUGCAUAUUCAUGUAUUUAUAAGAUGCUAUCAAGUUCCUCUUUUUCUAUCGCGUCAUCAAUGCAAGCUUUGAUGAAAUCGGAGUCAUUGUUAGGUCUAUUGCUCCAGGGGCAAACGUUGCUUUGACUGACUACAGUUUCUUCUUCUUUUAAUUGCACUGAAAUGUUUGUGUAUUGUACUAGUACAAUGAACCUGCUGCAUCAGGUGCCAGGUGCCAUGGGAACAGGUUGCAAUAACUUGUAUGGCGGAUCGAAAUUAUGAACCCUAAUGACUACCACCGGGCCUUCCAAGCACCAGCUUUGUGCUUGAUCUAGUUCUACCUUAGAAAUCUAGCAACCCUCUUUUACUUUAAGAUUUCUGUGAUACUUUUAUUUUAGUAUCAACAUGUGGUGAGGUCAAAGUCCUAGUGUUGAACUCCCAAAGAACUUUUCGCUUGUAUCUGUUUACUUUCAAUUGCUGCUAGGAAGUUCUCCAUGGAACAGACGCCAGAGAAUAUCAUAUAAUGACUUCAUUCGACCAAGUUGAUUGUCACCCUGAGAAAGUUUUUUUUCCAAGGGUUUUUAGGGGGUACAAUUUUUGACAUGAUAUUGCAAUUAUGUUUUGUGAUUUUCUUCUCUCCCUGGUCUUUCUGCAUAUGUGCUUCCAAUAAUGGCCUUCAGAGAAACAUGGACAUUCUAUUUCAUGUAUGAUCAGCAUGUCAAUUGAAAGCAUGGUGUCCCUCAAAGAAACAAGAGAACUUGUUUUUCAUCAAUAAAGAGUGUUCUCCAUUUCAAAGUGGUAUGUUCAGUAAAAGUCUGGUAGAAAGAGAGAUGUGUGUCUGUUUAGGUAAUUUGGGGUUUUGAUAAAAUUUUGACAUUUAUUAAUGACCAUGUUUCUUCCAAGCUGAAAUGUUUUUUGUUUUCUUUUUAAUGUCUGUUCAUUUUUGGUUUCUUUCCAUAUGGCUCUUUGUGUAUGGACAAUUUUCUUAAAAUGAAUUGGACUUGGUUUAAAUUAUAAUCAUCCAUAGAGCUUGGUUAAGUAACCAUAAGUACAUUCACUCACGUAGUAAAUGGCCUGAAUACAAGGAAGGGCGGUAAGGGGAAUUGUGGGAAAAUGAUACUGAAGCAAAUGUACAAAUUUGUAGGCUGACAAAAUAAAACAUUUGGCAUGUAACCAA